Molecule: messenger RNA, 576 nt
Organism: Ambispora gerdemannii
Lineage: Eukaryota; Fungi; Glomeromycota; Glomeromycetes; Archaeosporales; Ambisporaceae
Source: the annotation of a GenBank genome assembly
AUGACAACUAUUCGAAAAACUAGAAAAUUCAAAACUAAUAGCUUUACCUCCAUUUUGGAUCAGAUUCUCAAUAAAUAUAACCUAUUGGCCGAAUCAAACCUGCUUCAAUUACGUGCUCAUGCCAAUAAGCUUGGUACUAUACUAUCAGAUUGGAAGGCUCGUAAAGAUGUGGGGAAAAAACUCACUAUCAAGGAAAGAGCUCAAUAUUGUGCAAAAACUGGAGAUGUGUGGGAUAUUUGGUUACAUGCUUUAGACUUAGCUGUUCCCAAAAAUAAUACAGAUGAGGCAAUUGUAGCGGCCAGUUCCUAUCUAUCACAAUUUCGUAAAGAAUUAGCAGAAGCUGGAGUCGAUCCUGAGCCAAUUAAUACAUAUGCCAAAUUACCAAAUAUUACUCAAGCUUCUAACAAAAUUCAGAAGAGAAAACUUGAACGGGGAUUAAUCAAUCUAGAGCCUGAACCUGAAACUCAAGCUUUUAUAACUAAACCAAUUGAUAAAGGUGAAGUCUCAUUGCUCAGCAAUAAAAAUACUUCUACAUCUGAAAUUGAGGACAUCUAUGACUUAUAUAGGAAUAUCUAG